Colletotrichum aenigma is the source of this 417-nucleotide messenger RNA. RefSeq names its product Isomerase trt14 (gene trt14). The transcript is spliced from 2 exons. Bases 1 to 417 code for a protein of 138 amino acids. NCBI's taxonomy places the organism in Eukaryota, Fungi, Ascomycota, Sordariomycetes, Glomerellales, Glomerellaceae. The record is from RefSeq and is a predicted model, not a curated record.
AUGCCCAUCAAGGAAACCCUCGAGUGUACUGCCUCCGGCUGGCUAAGAGACUUGGAAAGCCGCUCGAUUGAGAACGUUGUGUCCAAAUGGACUGAAGACAUUCACUACGCGGUUCAUCCGGAUACGAACGGUAUCUACCCAAUGAACAGAGAAGAGUUCCGCACCAAUGACCGCGCAGCGAAUAUUUUCAAGCACUUGAAGUCGUUCAAGAUCACCAUCAAUGAAAUGUUCACCGAUGUGGAGAAGAGGACGGUGACCAUGGUACGCACCAGCAAGGGCGAAACGGCGGCUGGGUCUUACGGCACUGAUUGCCUUUUUGUUUUUACUACGACGGGAGAUGGCAAGAGGAUUCAGAAGUUGGCUGAAUGGAUUGACUUUCACAAAGGUCAAGACGCACUCAGCAAGGCUGUGCACUGA